UCUGAAAAAACUGUGACAUAUGAAGAUGUGCCAGACUGCAGUGAAGUGCCGCAUGCAUUUGGAUCCAUGGUAUUUUCUGAUGCAGCUUCACUGUUUGAAGAAUCUCCGUUAGAAGAAUUUAUUCUAAAUACUCACAAAACAAAACAGCAUUCAAGGCAUGAUGCUCAACUGGAUGAUAUGGAAUUCACACUGUCAACUCCAGUGACAAGAAAAGUGGCAUCAAAGAAGCAUGAAAACAAAGAGAAUGUUGAUACAGAGUCAGCUUUAAGAAUUGAAAUGCCCUCUGCGCUUCCUGCUCCUUUUGCAAAGAGUCAGAUUGAGACGCAAGUACAAACCAUACCCUUUCAGGCACCUGCCUUCAAAGAGAGCCAGUUCACUGCAGCCACCCCAAUUAAGAAACAUACAAACCCAACAAACACAGACGAAUUGACAGCGACUGAGGUUCUUCCCGAAAAAAGGUGUCAUUCAGUGGAAUUAGAUCUCAACUUAGCUCAUGUGGAUAGCAGCCAAAAGAAGAGAAAAGCCAAAAUAUUCGGCAGUCUUGAAAGAGGCCUAGAUAAAGUGAUCACAAUGCUUACGCCAAGCAAAAAGAAACGAUCCACUAGAGAUCGUCCAAGGAAACUUAAGGCACACUAUAAUGUUACCACCACUCGGCUGCUGAAUCCAGACCAACUGUUGAAUGAAAUAAUCACUGUUCUUUCAAAGAAGCAUGUGGAAUAUGUUCAGAAGGGUUAUACCCUGAAAUGUCAAACACGGUCAGAUUUUGGCAAAGUAACUAUGGAGUUCGAGUUAGAAGUGUGUCAACUCAGUAAACUUGAAGUAGUGGGUAUCCGGCGACAGCGGCUUAAAGGUGAUGCCUGGGUCUACAAGAGGCUGAUGGAAGACAUCUUAUCUAGCUGCCAAGUGUGA
This is a messenger RNA of Pelecanus crispus (Dalmatian pelican), 909 nucleotides long. The record is from RefSeq and is a predicted model, not a curated record. NCBI's taxonomy places the organism in Eukaryota, Metazoa, Chordata, Aves, Pelecaniformes, Pelecanidae.